Molecule: messenger RNA, 1625 nt
Organism: Platichthys flesus (European flounder)
Lineage: Eukaryota; Metazoa; Chordata; Actinopteri; Pleuronectiformes; Pleuronectidae
Gene: smug1
Product: single-strand-selective monofunctional uracil-DNA glycosylase 1
Exons: 2
Coding region: 173-1051 (292 amino acids)
Biological process (GO): base-excision repair
Molecular function (GO): oxidized pyrimidine nucleobase lesion DNA N-glycosylase activity; single-strand selective uracil DNA N-glycosylase activity
Source: RefSeq, a predicted model, not a curated record
GAGGACGCAGAAGAAGAAAAUGUAGCGCCUGGACGAGGAAGUGUUGUUUUUGAUAAACAAAGGCUCGAGAUCAGAAGACAAACAGCAUCAAUACAUCAUCAAACCUGACGAAGACAAAGUAAAUGCUUUGACCGGACGAAGAGGAAGUGGGUUUGUUCGCCUGCAGCUGAACAUGUCCACUGACAGCAGCGCGGCGCAGUGUUCGGCUGACCGCGGUUGUAAAGAUGGAGACCAGCCGCUGGCUUUGUGUGAAGGGGGAUUUAAACCGGUGCCGCGGGUCACCACGGCCCCCUCCUCCUCCUCCUCCCCCCCCUCGUCCACCAGGUUCCUGCAGGUGGAGCUGGAACUGAACACCCACCUCCGGCAGCUGAGCUUCAGCGAGCCGGUCCGGUACAUCUACAACCCGCUGGAGUACGCCUGGGACACGCACCGCUGCUACGUGGAGAAGUUCUGUCAGCCCGGGCAGAGGGUGCUGUUCCUGGGAAUGAACCCGGGACCCUUCGGCAUGGCGCAGACUGGGGUCCCCUUCGGUGAAGUGAAGACAGUGGUUGAAUGGCUGAAGAUUGAAGGCGAGGUUGGUCGCCCUCAUGACGAGCAUCCGAAGCGACGGAUCACGGGUCUGGCCUGUACCCAGAGGGAAGUGAGCGGUGCACGUUUCUGGGGCUUAUUCAGAAAGCUGUGCGGUGAACCUGGGCUCUUCUUUCGUCACUGCUUUGUGCACAACCUUUGCCCGCUGAUUUUCAUAAGCGCCAGCGGGAAGAAUCUGACUCCCCCUGAGCUUCCUGCCGCUGAGCGGGAGGCCCUCCUCGCCCUGUGUGACAUAGCACUGUGCCAGGUGGUGGAGGCGCUGGGUGUCUCCAUGGUGAUCGGGGUUGGAAGGGUAGCAGAGCAGCGGGCGCGGCGAGCGCUCUCUGCUGCAGGUGUCAAUGUGCGGGUCGAGGGCAUCAUGCAUCCGUCCCCUAGGAACCCACUCGCUAAUAAAGGCUGGGAGGAUGUAGCCAGAACCAAACUGGCAGAACUGGGUUUGUUAUCGCUGCUGAACAACACAUAAACUAUUCAGACCCAAGAUCAGGCUCAGUUUGUUUGUCUGUGAGUGAUCAAACAUAUCAGCCUCGCUGACGAUGGCAGCUAACAGCUCCACUAAGAGUUCAUAGGACACUAAUAACUAAUGCUGUAAACACAUCAGCAAACAUCUGUUCAUCUUUGGGUGGUUUUAUUUAUAGAAGCAAGGUUUGAUCAUGGCACCCGGUUCUUUUCUUUCUACUUUCUACACUGAUGUAACUAUACGGUGCUUUAUAUCAUUUUUACAUAUAAGGAAAAACUCAGGGGUCUCUGUUUUAUAAGUUUCUGUCAAAAAGCCUUUGAUUACAUUUGUUAAAACUGUAUUUUAAAGAAUUGUCCCCAUACUUAAAAUGAGUAUGUGCGUGUGUUCAAUAUACAUGUCCAGAUAUGUAUUAGCCUGACUGGAUUCGUUUAGAAAAAGCCUCAGUAACACAACCUCUUAACUACAAAAAUACUUAUAAACAUUGUUUAUGUUAAAAUACUGCAGAUAACUUUUUUGUUGUCAUUUAUUUUUAUAAAAUAUUGUAUUCUUUCUUAUACUUUAUAAAUUCUUUGUUUAUGUA